AUUGUAUUUAUUUACCUAUGAUAUAUGUAUGAUAUAUUAUAUGGAUAUGGGCUGCAUUUUCCUUGACUUCUCCCAACCACAAUAAAAAGGAAUAUCCCAAAGCUCUCGAAACGAAAUAUAGCUAGCUAGCAAUCUAAGCUCAUCUCUUUUGCUCUCUCAAUUGCUCUAUAACUCACACGCAACUCUACUGCUCUCUACCAUACCUUGCCACAUCACACUAUUGCUAUUUAACAGCGCUUUGCUGCACAAUAACGGAGAAAAGCCAUUGGGAUUGUAAUACGAUAUUAUUAGCCUUUGGGGAAAUCAGGAAAUAAUCCACCCCCCGGCCUGCUUUUUAUAUAUACUUUCAAUUCAGACAAUUCAACUUACCUUCCUCGCUUAUAUACAUCUAUCACUACUAAAUUCAAACACUUGUCAAAAUCAGCAGAGCCAAACCAAACCAAACCAAAUCAAGCCACCAAAAAGACAGCAAUCAUGACUCGCGGAAACGUCGGUAUCUACAAAGUCUUCUACAAAGGCGACAACGAUGACUUCCUCGUCUUCAUCGACGAUGUGCAGGCGCUGAAGAAGUGGAAAUCGGACAGCUCGACCCCGAUGGCGCAGGUCGUGAGUGGGUUUCAGGUGUUUAUUACGCAUCGACAAGGCGCCCAGGGCAUCCAUGACGUUGCCAGCAAUGCCAUUCUGCACGCUGAGUUCGGGACGGAGGAUAAGGUUGCGUGCAUCAAGAAGAUCUUGGAGGCGGGUGAGGUGCAGGAGUCGGAGAAUCCCCAACGUUUCGGAUCAAAGAAUGACUCCAUGGGUCCACGCGUUAACCACUAGUGGGUAAUGGUUUUGGGAGAAAAAAAAAAUUCACUUCGCCCUUCAAAUCUGGAAGAGUAACACAGACAAAGACCAGAUUCACCGUGGGUUAAAUAAAUAAGAGAAUUCGACGAGAUUGGAGAGUGGAAGGGGACUUUUUUGACUCCAUUCUCGGGCUAGCUGUGUUAUGAUAUAAUUUGUUUAGCUUUUUUUCUUCCCUUUUUUCAUGAAGCGUUAUGUGUAUGUAUAAAAAUUAUAUAUAUAUAUAUAUAUAUAUAUA
This is a messenger RNA of Blastomyces dermatitidis ER-3, 1078 nucleotides long. RefSeq lists its product as uncharacterized. The record is from RefSeq and is a predicted model, not a curated record. NCBI's taxonomy places the organism in Eukaryota, Fungi, Ascomycota, Eurotiomycetes, Onygenales, Ajellomycetaceae. Bases 475 to 819 code for a protein of 114 amino acids. The transcript has 4 exons.